GAGUUCGUAAGCGCCAUUGUGAGACGAAAAAUAUGUCGUCGUCCGCCGUCACUACCAAAACGUCCAAGUACACCUACCGCUCGUCCGGUGGUGGAACCGCCGAUGUCAGCAUCGAGUACAGUGCCGAUCUGAGCGCUCUGUCCCGACUGGAGGACAAAAUCCGUCUCCUGCAGGAAGACUUGGAGUCGGAACGUGGUCUUCGUCAAAGGAUUGAACGAGAGAAAGCUGAUCUCAGCGUGCAGGUGAUUCAGCUUUCGGAGCGUCUCGAAGAAGCCGAGGGUGGUGCAGAGGGACAGCUGGAAAUCAACCGCAAGCGUGAUGCCGAGUUGACCAAGCUGCGCAAACUUCUCGAGGAUGUGCAUCUGGAGUCGGAAGAGACUGCCCAUAUCCUGAAGCGAAAGCACCAGGAGAUUGUCAGCGACUUCAACGAACAGAUCGAAACUUUGACAAAGUCAAGGCAGAGAGUCGAAAAAGAAAAAUCGAAGCUGCAAGCAGAAAUCUACGAGCUGCUGUCUCAAGUCGAAAGCAUCUCUAAGGACAAGCAGAUCAGCAUCAAGACGAUCGAGAAGCUCGAGGUCCAGGUGACUGAGCUGAACAUUCGCAUCGAGGAGCUGAACCGCACGAUCGUGGACAUUAGCUCGCACAAGACGCGUUUGUCGCAGGAAAACAUUGACCUGGUCAAGUCGGUCCAGGACCUGAAGCUUAGUGUUGAGAGCAUCUCGUUCUCGAAGACUCAGCUGAACUCACAGCUCGAGGAGGCGAGACGCCGCCUGGAGGAAGAUGACCGUCGCCGCUCAAUGCUCGAGUCCAGCCUGCACCAGGUCGAGACGGAACUGGAGUCCAUUCGUCUGCAGCUGGAGGAAGAGUCCGAGGCCCGCCUGGACCUUGAGCGCCAGCUGGUUAAAGCAAAUGGAGAGGCCGGUACCUUCAAAUCCAAGUACGAAGCCGAAUGCAUGUCCCGUGUCGAGGAGGUCGAAGAGAUCCGACGCAAGUACACGGUGCGCAUCACCGAGUCGGAGGAACACAUCGAGUCGCUGCAGGCCCGCCUGAGCAAGCUGGAGAAGGAAAAGAGCCGUCUGACGAGCGAAAUCGAGGUGCUGAUCAUCGACCUGGAGAAGGCGAACAAUGGCAUCCGCGAGUACACCAAGCGCAUCGAGAUUCUCGAGAAGACAAACAUCGAAAUCAAGACCCGGCUAGAGGAAACGAUUGCCCUGUACGAUGCGUCGCAGCGCGAUCUCCGCCAAAGAACUGCCGACUUCCAGCGCUUGUCGCACGAGCUGGACAAGACCCGUGAGCAGAAGGACCAGCUGGGACGCGAUAACAACAAACUGCAGAACGAGCUGCACGAGUCACGCAGCACUGUCACCGAGUUGACGCGCCGUCUUCACGAGUAUGAAAUCGAGCUGCGUCGCCUGGAGAAUGAACGCGAAGAGCUGACUGCCGCGUACAAGGAAGCUGAAGCCGGCCGCAAGGCUGAGGAGAAGCGGGCUCAGGCACUUUCUGCUGAGUACGGCCAGUUCCGCCAUGACACUGAGCGUCGUCUGUUGGAGAAGGAUGAAGAAAUUGAAUCUAUUCGCAAGCAGACCAGCAUCGAAAUCGAACAGCUGAAUGCUCGUGUCGUCGAGGCGGAGACCAAGCUGAAGAGCGAGGUCCAGCGUAUCAAGAAGAAGCUGCAGAUCCAGAUCACCGAGCUGGAGAUGUCCCUGGAUGUGGCCAACCACACCAACAUCGAGCUGCAGAAGACCAUCAAGAAGCAGUCGCUGCAGCUGACCGAGAUGCAGGCUCACUACGAGGAGAUCCAGCGACAGCUGCAGUCUACCGUCGACCAGUACGGUAUUGCUCAGCGCCGCAUCCAAUCGCUCACCGGCGAGCUGGAGGAGAUCCGCGUCAACUACGAUUCCUCGCUGCGCGCUAAGCGUCAAGUGGAGGUGUCGCUCGAGGACGCAACUACUCGUAUCAACGAGUUGAGCGUGGUUAACGCCAACUAUGCAUCGCUCAAGGCUAAGCUGGAAACCGAACUGCAGACCCUGGCCGCCGACUACGAAGAAGUCACCCGCGAGCUGCGUGUCAGCGAUGAACGCUACCAGAAGAUUCAGGUCGAGCUUAAGCACACCGUCGAGCUUCUGCACGAGGAGCAAGAAAGAAUUGUUAAGAUCGAAGCCAUCAAGAAGUCGCUCGAAGUUGAGGUUAAGCAACUGUCUAUUCGUCUGGAAGAAGUCGAGGUCAAUGCCGUGGCCGGUAGCAGACGCAUCAUCAACAAGCUCGAGGCCCGCCUGCGUGACAUCGAAGUCGAACUGGAUGAGGAAAGACGAAAGCACGCCGAAACGAUCAAGAUUCUGCGCAAGAAGGAACGUUCGGUCAAGGAAGUGUACAUUCAGAUCGAGGAGGAUCAGAAGAACAUUCAGAUCCUGCAGGACGCCCUGGAGAAGGCCAACCAGAAGAUCGCUGCCUACAAGCGUCAGCUAACCGAACAGGAACAAUGCUCACAGCAGAGUGUCACCAAGGUUCGCCGUUUCCAGCGAGAGCUCGAGGCCGCCGAAGAUCGUGCCGAAGUGGCUGAGAGCAAUCUGAGUAUGGUACGCGCCAAGCACCGUACGUUCGUCACCACCUCGACUGUGCCCGGAUCGCAGGUCUACCUGGUUCAAGAGACCACCCGGACCAUCAACGAAACUUCGUCCUAAAUUGUAGUUACGUCCCUUGCCUCCAGAGUGCUGCCCUACCAUUGGCCGAACGGUCGUCGAUACUGGAUGAAUGCUAGACGGCAGGAAAAUCGGAAAUCGCAUUCAAGCGUCCCACCCAAGUCGGCCGCAUAACAAGGAAUCCCACUCUGGACACAGCACGCUGCCUUAUUGGUUCAUUUAAUUAUUUUACCCGUUUUCCUUCGAAUGCGUCCUUGUGUACGUGUUGUGUUUUGCAGAAUUUUUGUGUCCUUUUUUAUCCUUUUCCUUAGCUCUUUACCACUUUUGUUUGUUUCCCGUUUCGUUGUGUAUAGUUGUGUUUAACAUUUGCGUCUCCCUCGUACAUUAAUUUUAUCACGAAA
This is a messenger RNA of Anopheles maculipalpis, 3040 nucleotides long. RefSeq names its product paramyosin, long form (gene Prm). Gene Ontology annotation, cellular component: myosin complex. The record is from RefSeq and is a predicted model, not a curated record. The coding region runs from base 33 to 2681 and encodes 882 amino acids. Lineage: Eukaryota; Metazoa; Arthropoda; Insecta; Diptera; Culicidae. The transcript is spliced from 10 exons.